This is a messenger RNA of Alternaria postmessia, 1023 nucleotides long. RefSeq lists its product as uncharacterized. Bases 1 to 1023 code for a protein of 340 amino acids. Gene Ontology annotation, molecular function: RNA binding. NCBI's taxonomy places the organism in Eukaryota, Fungi, Ascomycota, Dothideomycetes, Pleosporales, Pleosporaceae. Gene Ontology annotation, cellular component: nucleus; cytoplasm. The transcript has 6 exons. The record is from RefSeq and is a predicted model, not a curated record.
AUGUCGCAAAUUGCUUCCAAGAACAUUUACGAGCUGCUGGGCAAUGACCCCGAGCUCGACCCCGACAGGCCGGCUGACCCACCGACGAGGGCAAUUGAGAAGCCCGUCAUGAGGCAUGGCAAGCGCGAUGGACCCGACGCUCCCAAGCCCAUGCCCGAGAGGCUGAGCCACCAGAACCGUGCCAAGCAGACCGACAACGCCAACGAGAACGCUUUCCGGGAUCGCGGCGUCGGCUCUGACAAGAACCGUGGAAGGGGAUCUGGCGAGCCUACUGGUGCUUCAACUCGCGGCCGCGGCCGUGGUCGCGGUGGACGCGCAGGAGGCCGCGGUGGUGCUGCUCGUGCCGAGGGUGACCGUCAUAGCAGGACUGGCAUCGCCGACCACGACAAGCAGGCCGCACACGGCUGGGGCGGAAACGACGGCAACGCUGAGCUCGCUGACGAGCAGGCUGGCGAGGCCAUUGCCCAGGCCGAAGAGAAGGACGCCAUCAAGGAGGACGCUGAGGACGCCGCCGAGGCCGAGCCUGAGGACAAGAGCAAGUCCUACACCGCCUACCUCGCCGAGUUGGCGGAGAGGAAGCUCUCUCUUGCCGCCCAGAACGUCCGCAAGGCCAACGAGGGCAGCAGCAAGAAGUUCCCUGAGGGCACUGCCCUCGCCCGUGAGGAGCAAGAAGACUUCAUGGCCGGUUCCCAGGGCAAGGCCAAGCGCGAGCGCGCCCGCAAGGAGAAGGUCCACGUUGAGCUCGACGGUGACCGUAUGCUUGCUCCCCCUCCCCGCGAGGGCGGUGCCCGUGGAGGACGCGGCCGUGGCCGUGGCGAGUUCCGCGGCGAGGGUCGUGGCCGCGGUGGUGAGUCCCGUGGCGAGGGACGUGGUCGCGGCGAAGGUCGUGGCGAAUUCCGCGGACGUGGACGUGGUGGUGAGGGACGUGGACGUGGCGAAGGCCGUGGUCGUGGAGGCCGCGGUGGUGCCCCGUCCAGCAUCAACAUCACCGAUUCCAGCGCCUUCCCCAGCCUGGGCGCAUAG